GUAAUUAAUUAGAUUUGUUUUAUAAACUACGUAGAACAUUAUUAGUGUUCCAAAGUGGAAGAAUAUAUAUUAGGGUUUAACCUUUCUCUUUCUCUUUCAUAUCUGGAAUUUGAAAGCUAUGCACUCGUGAAAAUUAUCACAUUGGGGAAUUCAAUUUCAUGUCUACCUGUUGAGAUCUUCUAAGUUUCAGCUACUCGGUGAGCAUAUGGACGGUUAUGCAUUUGAUUCAAUGAUUUGCUUGUGCAAUAUAUUUAUGCAUGGCCCUGAUGUUAUUUAUUAGUCAGAGGUAGUGUCCCUAUUGAAGUUUGUCUUUGAGAUGUCUGCUCGAGGUAAUAAUGGUACUCAGGCUGGGCAGGUAGGUCUUACUUCUGGACCCGCACAACACUUGCCUCCUCCUCCCCCCCCCUCCUCCUAUACACCCUCCACCACCACCUCCUCAUUUUCCCCAGAAUGCCCUUUGUGCUCCAACAGGACCUAUAAUGCAGAGUAGUCUUCAACUACUUGAAUCAUCAGUAGUUCAUCCCAACCCUCUUGUAUAUCAGCAUAUCCACAGUGGUGUAACUCGGAAUUUCCAACCUCAACAACUUCCAACUAGUGGAAUCCAUUCCAGUCAAUCUUGUUUGAUGCCCAAUGUGCCUCCCCUCCCUCCAUCUGUCCAACUCCAUCAAAGUUCUAUCAUGUCCAACUCCUAUCAAACUUCCUUAUGGAGUUCACAGUGGACUCCAAAUGUGCAUCAUAAUCUGCCUGCAAGUGCUCCAAGAGCUCCCAGAGUGUUUCCCCAACCACCCCCACCUCAAAUACAAAUAGAAACACCAACACCAUAUGGAGCUUCAGGCCAGAUGCUGUUACCAGUACCUGGUAACGGUCAGGCUUUUCAGCAUGCAGCACCGUCUGACCUUAAGAGCACUGUUUUUUCACCAUCACCACAUAGGACAUCAAGUGGUCCACUUCCUCCUCCACCCCCAUCUUUUCCUGCAGAAGCCCCACCAAUUCCAGAAUCUAUUUCACCCACUACUUUUCCUGCCACUCCAAAUUCAGCACCUAUGGAGAAGUAUUGUAGUUUGGCCAAUAAGUUAGAAAGAAGUUCUGGCACGUCUACAAGUAUUGUUAUUGAUGGAAUAGCCUCUGCCUCGGAAAGUUAUAGCUUAUCUUCAGUUUGUAUGAAUGAAGGCCCCCAAGAAGAAGCGGAAGGAACCAGACACACAGUAAAAUUGUCAGUAAGUGAGAAUCUAAUAUUGGAUUUUGCUACUUCGUCCCCUAAGCAUCUUGAUAGAGAAACACAACAAAAUUGUGAUGUUUUGGAUGUUCAUGCUUCAUCCCCUAAGCCCCUCAAUGGGGAAAUGUCUAACAAAAGUGAUGAUCAUGGAGAUUACAACACAUCAAGGGGGGUAUCAGAAAUGUGCUCUUCACUUCAAUCCAUUGAGUCAGUAGAUGCUGGUGUGUCCUAUUCCCCUACCAAUUCUGAUAUGGAAAUGGAAGAUGAUAUCACACAUCCAGAUGAAGAACAGAAUGUUUACUCAUUUUGCACUCCAUAUAAGGAGUGUAUUUCUCUACCAAAUAAACUUUUCGUCGAGGAGCAGUUCCAAAAAGAAGCAAGCACAGCUGAAUGCGGCUUAGCAGGAGACACAGAUGAAGACCGAAAAGCCAAGGCGUCAUCUCCUAGACUCGAUCAGUCAGUUACUAGUCCAAUUAGAAGUGCUGCAGAAAUACAAGACUCUCCCUUACAUGAAAGUUCGGGCAAAGCUAAUCCCGCGUUGGGUUUGAGAAAGUGUACUAAGCUUGCUGAUGGCCCUGGUCCAUUUAGUCUUAUCCAAGGCUAUUCAUCUGAUGACAGUUUAGACGAUGAUAAUAAUGAUGGGUACCAGAUUGAAGUGAAAACCAUAGUGAAUUAUGAUGCUGGUAAAUCAUCUGAGUGUCCUGCAUCACGAAGAUUGGUUAGUGAAACUGAUACGACAUGCAACUUUCUAGAGCAUGGUGAAGAGAAUCCUCCCAGAGAUGCUGACACUAAUACCACUUUAGAUAUUCUUGAUAUCCCAAGGGAGGAGGAUGUGAAAAAUACAUCUGCUUUGGUGAAGAUUGAUGAGUUUGGUAGACUAGCCAGAGAAGGGAAAAGUGACAGUGACUCUGGGAGGGAUUCACCGCGUUACGGAAGGACUCGAGGUAAAAGAGAAAAGAGCCGGAGUCGAAGCCGUUCUCCAUAUAAAAGGAGGCAGAGUCCAAGGCGGAGUCCAAGGCGGAGUGCAAGACGGAGUCCAAGACGGAGUCCAAGGCGGAGUCCAAGGCGGAGUCCUAGGCGGAGUCCAAGGCGAAGUAAGGAUAGGCGCAGACCGUCUAGGAGUGCAUCUCCAAAGAGACGCAGAAGUAGGAGCAAGUCCCCUUUUAGGCAUGAAUUUUGCAGUAGUGAUAAAAUGAGAAGGGGAAAACUUCACCUUUCCGAAUGCUUCGACUUCAAGAGAGGCAAAUGCUACCGUGAAGCUUCAUGUCGGUAUUCCCACCAUAAUUCUGAUAAUAAAAGCGACAGAUCUCAAUCCUACUGGAGUAGGGAGCAGCAUCGGCUCAACUUGCCUAGUUCAAGGAAUUCUUGCUUAUUACAUGAAGAGGCUGAAAGUGUUCUACUUCAGAAAACUGUUGGCGAGAAUGAUAGUAAUAGUAAAACCAAAACCCAAGAGUUGAGUAUUAUUCAUGAAAUUCAUAAUGUUGGAGAAAAAGGGGAAACAGAAUCAGAACCUACAUCUCACCUGCAUGGAAAAGCAAGUCACGGAAGCCCUGUAGUUGAAGUUAAACGUGAGAUGCAUCUUACAGCUGCUGGUGUUACCUCAUCAUCACUUGAAACUACAAGCGAAAACUGUGAUCAGACUCGCCAAGGUGUUGUUUGUAAACCUACUAACGUAAUAGCUGAUCCUGCAAUCUCCAAACCAUCAAAUCUCGAGGUAUUAACAUCAACCCCAUUCCAGCACCUUCAGUUUCCCGAUAAUAAAGAAUUAUUAUCUUCUCCAAGUUUACCACAGCCACCAUCCCAUCAUUCCUUUUCUGCAUUUUCCUAUGCUCCAACCACAAUAUCUGCGCAACCACUGUUCAACACAGCAUGUGUUCAAAAUUUUCCUCCUUACCAGCCUCCAUUGCGUCUUCUGCAGUCUCAUUUUCAUGCACCUUUUAACAAUUCUUGGAAUUCGCACCUGCCAGCUAAACCACCACCAAAUUCAUCAUAUCCUGUUGUUCAAAAUGCAGUUGGGAACAGUUAUCUUCGACCAUGUGGUGCAACUCCAUCACAGUUUCAACAGAGUAUGCCGCUGCAAGAGAAUGGCUUUAUUAUUCCUCAGAAUUUUGUAUUGCCGAGUACUUCUCAGGUUAGCCAACUUCCGGCAUAUGGGCAUACUUGGUCAAGCAAAAAUGUUGGUGAUACUCUGCCUCAUGGUGAACUUCCUAUUCCAUCUUCCAAGAGUUAUCCUUAUAUGCAACAGCUCCCCUGUGGUCUCCCCAAUCAGUCUGGGGCCGCUAACGCAUCAGUAUACACUUCUGAUGUUCUUCUAGAUAGGAACCAGAAACCCAGUUUGCCUGAUUUUGGUGGAUCUAGAUUAUCAAGUUACUUCUAUCCUUAUGCGUCUAACUUUGAGCAGCCACUAGCCUCUAAGAUCAGGUCAGAUGCUCCCAUAGAAGGAAAAGACAUUCUUUCUAGUGACAGAAAUGGUGCUCCUUUUAGUCUGAACAAUGUACGAGCUGAUGGACAACCGACGGAAAGCCUUGGAUUACAAAAUACUUUACCAAACUCUGCCCCAUAUGAUCCACUGUUUGACAGCAUUGAGCCAUCUGCAAAUUCAUUGCAAAAACCUGGCCCUGUCCAAAAUGGCGAAACAACUUUUGACUCAAAUGUCAUGAAAAGGCCUAGCAGAUGGAGCAAAAGUGCAUUGGAUGUUGAAGAAAACAACACAAAUAAAUGUGAUGGAGCUAGUGGUAUAGCUGAUGCAUCAGCAGGCAAUGAUGAAUGUGGUGAGACAGCAGAUGGGGAAGUCGGGGCUGUUGAAAACAUAAGUCCAAGUGAUUCAAACGAUGUAGCAGACAUGGUCGAUGGAGAAAUAGAGAUUGAUAAUGUUGAAACAAGUAAAAAGAGCAAGGACUCCAGAGCUAUUAAACUUUUCAAGAAAGCAAUAGCUGACUUUGUGAAGGAGCUUUUAAAACCAUCGUGGCGUCAAGGUAAUAUGAGCAAGGAGGUUUUCAAGACCAUUGUCAAGAAAACUGUUGAGAAGGUGUCCGGAGCCAUGAAGAAUCGUAAAAUGCCCAAGUCUCAGGAAAAGAUUGACCACUAUGUUGAUUCUUCACAAAGGAAAUUGACGCAGCUGGUGAUGGGCUAUGUUGAUAAAUAUGUGAAAGCGUGAAUACCAACCGUUGUGGCAUAUACAGUUGAAGAUACAUAAAAUGUUGCCUGCAGCUGUUCUACCCGGCUAUAUAUAAAAAAAUAUGAUAUUUCACCUUUGAAAAUAUAGCUGACACUUGUGUCUUGGCUUUCUAUUGGUACCGGUACAUCGGCAAGCAAACCUAUGUGUGACAGUGAUGAGAGGGUGAAGUUAUUAUGUCUUAUAUACAGAUGUUGCUGGGAGUAAAUAGAAUGCAAGUGUUGUGGUAGACUGGUAGUGUUGUGUAUUGAGCUAGUGUUUCACAACUUGCGGCACAAGAUAAUGGUCCACCCUUUUUCACGGCUACAUAUAUAGGACCCAAUUAUCUUGCACCAUUUGUAUGUAAUUUGCUACUUCAUUUUAAUGUAUUUGUGUCUUCUUAAAUCAAUGCAGAAUACGUAUAUGUACAUAAUCUUUAACUGGCUUUGGAUCGUCUUGUAUCAACCAGUAUGUGUUGAGUUCGUUUCCCGUGACAGCCUCACCUUGAAACACUAGUAAUUGAUUUGUUUGGUACUUUGGUAUGAUAGUAAUUAAUGGCUUUACGUGCACAUUGGAUGAC
Messenger RNA from Cuscuta europaea, 4950 nucleotides. The record is from the annotation of a GenBank genome assembly. NCBI's taxonomy places the organism in Eukaryota, Viridiplantae, Streptophyta, Magnoliopsida, Solanales, Convolvulaceae.